Molecule: messenger RNA, 1576 nt
Organism: Drosophila guanche
Lineage: Eukaryota; Metazoa; Arthropoda; Insecta; Diptera; Drosophilidae
Product: zinc finger protein 572
Exons: 2
Coding region: 344-1483 (379 amino acids)
Biological process (GO): regulation of transcription by RNA polymerase II
Cellular component (GO): nucleus
Molecular function (GO): RNA polymerase II transcription regulatory region sequence-specific DNA binding; DNA-binding transcription factor activity, RNA polymerase II-specific
Source: RefSeq, a predicted model, not a curated record
CCAUGCCAUGUCCACCAUCUUGGGUACGAAGUUGCCACAAUUGAUAAAGUCGGAAAGAAGGAAAAAACUACCCAAUCUCGCAAAAAAAUAAGUGUUGACUAUUGUAAGAAAAAAUUUUACAUAUCGCAGUACGCGCCAAAAGAAACCCGGCAACGAAAUUCGCUGAGAAACUACAUUAAAAGGCGCAUUAAAACGUUCGUGUGGCUCUGUCGUUGUGAAGGAGGGAGGUGUGGUGAAGAGAGGAGAGGCGGCGCUGACGCCACGCCACACACUGCACGCUGCACAGCGAGACACACACGCCAAAAGAGCAAAUCGAAAAGGGCCCCAGACGCCGCACAACAUAAUGCCCUCGAAGCGCAAGUUCCCGAGCAUAUCCAGCGACAGUUCGCCUGUAAUCAAGGAGGAAAUAGUGCCCGUGCUCACACAAUCGGAGUCGGAGGAUGGCGAAAGUGUCGACGGACAACACUACACAUAUUCCUACACGACCACCGGUGGGGUGGACCACGCCGAGGCGACGGAGGUGAUCACCAUGAACGAUCGCCAUGAGGUGAUUAUCGAUGAGAACGGGCACGCGGUGACGCUGCAGCAAUUGGUGGAGAACAGCACCGUCGAGGAGGUGGAGACCAUCGAGCAGGGCGACGGCACGCACACAAUUCUACGCAUUGUGCCCAGCGUUCGUGGCGGCCACCACGAGGAAGAGGGCGAGGACGAUGGUGAGGGUGAGGGUGAGGAAGAUGAGGAGGAGCUGGAGGAAGAGGUCGAGCAGGAUGAGGGUGAAGAGACUCUGGGCUUUGAGCACGAGGGCAUCGAGGAGGAGGACGAGGAGGGUGGCGCCUCGAUUGUAUUCGAGGGCACCAUUGACCACAGCCUGGAGGGAGACGUGCGCAACAAGACCUUCUACUGCCCCAACUGUGGCAACUGCUACAGCGCCGCCGGUUCCCUGAAGCUGCAUAUGCGCGCCUGCCUGCGCCAGCGCAACGAGAUCUCGCCCGAGGACCGCAAGUGUACCGUCUGCAGCAAGGUAUUCAACUCGGUGGCCUACCUCAAGGAGCACAUGAUGCGCCAUACCGGGGAGCAGCCGUUCCGCUGCACCCGCUGCUAUCGCAAGUUCAUCGAUCAGCAGAAGUUCAACGCCCACAUGGAGUCGCACAAGCAUCAGGACAAGCUGGAGGCCGAGGCCGUCUCCCUGGCCGCCCAGCAUGGCGGCAAGAAGGUCGUGGUGAAGGAAUUCAACUGCUCCUUCUGCAACGAGGACUUCACCGUCGUGUUCGAUGUGGGACAGGUGAAGCGGCGCUACGCCUGCGACAGCUGCCGCGACAAGUACUCGAAUGCGGAGGCACUUCGCCAGCACAAGCAGAUGGUGGAGGAGAAGCGCGAGUUCUCGUGCGAACGUUGCGGCCGCAAGUUCGUCUUUGAGGGCUUCCUGCAGCGCCAUUUACCCACGUGCGAUGGCAGCAUCAAGCGUCGGCGCGACAUGAAGUAGAGCUGGCAGCAACGUGAUGACAAUUGGCGGCCGACGAACCCUCGGAGGCGGCGGCGGCACCCUCGACAGCAGCUGAAUAGCCAGAAUGAAGAA